Molecule: messenger RNA, 1331 nt
Organism: Ichthyophthirius multifiliis
Lineage: Eukaryota; Ciliophora; Oligohymenophorea; Hymenostomatida
Product: WD40 repeat protein
Exons: 2
Biological process (GO): ubiquitin recycling; proteasome-mediated ubiquitin-dependent protein catabolic process
Cellular component (GO): cytoplasm; nucleus
Molecular function (GO): ubiquitin binding
Source: RefSeq, a predicted model, not a curated record
ACGAAAAUAAUAUUUAAAUACUUAAAUAAAUAAAACCAGAUAUAUAAAAUUUAAUCGAAGAUUAAUUAAUGAAAAUACACGAAGUAUAAAACGAAUAAAUAGAUAACGAAUAAGAAAAUAUUGAUUAAAAUAUAUAAAUAUGGAAUUCUAAAAGAAUUAUAAAUUAUAAAACAUAUUCAAGAUCAUUAGAACCUAUUUUAUGUGGUUGUGAAAUUGAUAAAUAAACACUCGCUUUUGGUACAGGCAAUCCUGGCAAUAAAAUUUUAAUUUAUGAUCGUUUGUUGAAUUAAAUAAUUAACGAAUUUACUGCUCAUUCUAAAUCUGUAAUGUCCAUAUUACAUUACCAUGAUACUAUAGUUAUAACUGGAGGCGCUGAUAUGCAAAUAAAAUUCUGGGAUAUUGAAGAUUCUGAAAAUUUUAAAUCAUUUACAGCACAUACUGAUUAUAUAAUGAAUUUGUAAUAAUUAAAUCCAAAAUUUUAUAGUUCUUGCUCAUUUGAUAAUUCAAUUAAGAUAUGGGCUUUCGACUCUACUUCUGAUACUCCUCAGGGUACUUUAAUGGGACAUAAAAAUGGUGUUUUUUAAGUUAUUGCUUUAUAAUAAGAAAGUAUUAUUGCCAGUUGUUCGGCUGAUAAUAAUAUUAAAAUUUGGAAUAUAAAAAGAUUUGAAUGCUUUUGUACACUUAAAGGACAUAAAAAUUAAGUAAAUUCAAUUGCUAAAUUUUCUGAAGAUUAAAAUUUAAUUAUUAGUGGAGGAGAUGAUAAAAAUUUAAUUUUGUGGAAUUGGGAAAAUUAGGAAUAAAUUAAAGUUGUUAAUUGUGUUAAUUUUUGUAUUUGGGAUAUUAGACUUAUGAAUGAUGGGAAUUCAAUUGUUGCUUGUGGAGAAAAUAUGAGUAUUGCAGUAGUUGAUUUUGGUAAUGGGAGUUUAAUUUCUAAUUUAUUUGGACAUAAAAGCUUUCCAAGGAGCUUGUUAUAUUUAAAAGGUGGAAAUUUAGUUAGUUUUGGAUAUGAUAGUUAGAUUAAAUUCUGGAAAAGUAAAAAUAAAUAAAGUGUGAUUUAGUUAAAUUGAUUUUUUUUUUUUAAUUAAAAAAAAAAAUACUUAUACACAAAAUUUUAUUUUAAAUAUUUUUAUGUGAAUUAUUUUUGUUUUAACAAAAAAAUCAUUUAUUAUUUAGACUUUUUAAUGUUUCCUCCUUUAAUUAUUUUAAGGUUUUUUUUUAUUCAUCUGUUAAUAAAUUGCUUUCUUCUUCUUGAAUAUUUUUUCCUAUUUAUUAUAUAUUUUUCAUUUUUUAUAAAUCUUAAACAUAAUUUUCCCUUUUUUUUUUUUGGUUUU